Molecule: messenger RNA, 1439 nt
Organism: Ceratitis capitata (Mediterranean fruit fly)
Lineage: Eukaryota; Metazoa; Arthropoda; Insecta; Diptera; Tephritidae
Exons: 10
Coding region: 51-1295 (414 amino acids)
Molecular function (GO): protein binding
Source: RefSeq, a predicted model, not a curated record
CAGCAGUAGAAACCAAGAUCAGUAAACAAAUUUAAGCAAGAAUUUCCAAAAUGCCUGAAAACAAAAGCCAAGAAGCCGCGGAAAAUGUGGAAAUAGCCCAAGAAGAAAAAGAAAUACCUGAAGUGACAUUAGCCCAUAAAAAGGCGAAAGAAUGGAUUGUGGCCAUGGCCAGAGCAAACUAUCAGGAUCUAUCGAAAUUGGCUAAAGAAUAUCCCGAAUUGGUUAAGCUACACGAUCCUUUCACGGGUUAUACGGCAUUACAUUGGGCGGCCAAGCAUGGCAAUCAGGAUGUGGUGAAAUUAAUAGCGGGCACGUACAAAGCGGAUGUGAAUGCGAGAACGAAUGGUGGUUACACUCCUUUGCAUAUUUCAAUGCAAUUCGGCAGAGCUGAUGUCUUCGAGCUGCUCGUCAAUGUUUACAAGGCCAAUCGGGAUUUAACAGAUUGGAGUGGCAACAAACCAUUGGAUUAUAGCAAACAAAGUACCAGCGUCUCACCGUCCACAUUCAACAAAAUCAAGGCAAAGAAAAAAACGGCAGCCGAAAAAGAUUCGGGAUUCCUUCGGAUUGGUUCUUUGAAUGUCCGAGUGAAGAAGACAACCGAAGCGUUCAGCAACUUCUUGGGAGUGGGAAAUGGUCACACACUCUCCCAAGCGGGAGCAGCAAAUCGCCAUCACCAGCGGUCUCACCAACACCAUCUGCUAGAUCAUCGUCAUCAUCAUGCCGGUGGUACGACACAGAAUCCGAUGAUGAAGACCAAACAUUACGGAACUGAGAGAUUUAACAGUAAAACUAGCAGUAGUAGUAGUAGUAGUAGUAGUAAAAAGCAUAAUAAUGUCAGCUCACGCGCUAGUGUACCGGUCAAUAUGAAUAGCUUAUCGAGUAGAUUUGAGAAAUUACAUAAAUCAUGGGGCUCCGCUGAUAAUAUACAACUUCAAGACCAAGACCAACAAGAUGACAAAGCGAUUAUGCCACCGCCCAAAAAUAUGGAUACGCUUGUUAAAAAGCGACAAAAGUCUAUGACAACACCAACGACUAUGCGUUCAUCGGUAACAUCGUCCGUUGUAACUGAUUCACCACGUGACUCCAUAUCAUCCUCGAACUCCAGUACUAAUCUCUUUGCUGGCUACAGUAGUAUGCCAACAACACCGAAUCAGAAGCGUGCGCCCAUCGGUCGUGUGCCAUCCGCUGCUUUAAUGGAUUCGGACUCGGAUUCUGCAUGUGGUUUUGAUUCGAAUUGGGCAAUGAAUGGUCGGACUUCAGCGAGUAGUGGAAACUUAGAAGGGCCUCAGUAUUGAGAGAGGCGCAUACUCUUUUGACCGUUAUUAAUCUGUGUAUAUGUGUAAUAUAAUUUAAUUAUAUACUUGUGUACUACAUACUUAAAUGUAUUGCUAUAAAAAGCCAUGAGAAGAAUAUAAAAGCUACAUUAUUUAUGUUAAAUA